AAAGCGAGUCUGGAGGCAUGCCGCUGUUAGAGCUGCAGCAGUGCUCACCAUGGGGAGAGUCCGACACAGCCCGCCCCCGCUCUGGCUGGGGGCUGCCGUCGCAGUCUGCCUGGUGACCGUGGGAUUGGGAUUGGCUGUACCCCAGGGUGCAGGCUGGGCGCAGCUCCUGAGGCAUCGCCGCAGCAGUAACAGCUCUUCACCCCCGGAGCCUCCCAAGGACGCCAACGGCCGCCCCAUGCCUCCCCCAGACGGCUACGCCCACGGAAGGGGGAGGAGGGACGCACACAGCUUUAGUUCUGAAACAACCACAGCAGUCCCACUAGAAUACAUCAAUUCUGGUUCUGCCAGAGAGAAGCGCAGCAGUGGUGAUGACGAGGCCGUGGGGUCACCUCACGUCCUGGAGAUGACAGGUGGCAGGAACCGUCGUUCCAGCAACCAUUCGGCGCCACCAAGAGGCCCGCCCCCCAACCGAGGGCGCAGGGCUACUGGAGACCUUGAGAGUGCUGCUGCAGAUGGUGGAGUCGGCCAGUGGGACGAUGCACAGCAGCCAGUAGCCUUAGAGAGGGAGCGGCGCGCCAGCAACCAUUCUGGUCCUCCCAGAGGACCUCCACCCGGCAGGGGCCGCAGGGAACUGGAGAAGGAGGAGCCAGAGGCUGUGGACGAUGAUGGCCAGUGGAAAAACACAUGGCAGCCAGUGGCAGUAAUGAGGGAGAGGCGGGCCAGCAACCACUCGCGACCUCCCAAGGGGCCUCCGCCUGGCAACCAUUCAGGACGUCCCAAGGGGCCCCCACCCAGCAGAGGCCGCAGGCAGCUCCACCAACAGGCACCAGGAGCAGAGGCCGAGGACUGGGAACAGCUGGAGCAGAGUGAAGCGCUGGCAAGGGAGAGGCGGGCCAGCAACCACUCGAGACCUCCCAAGGGGCCUCCACCCGGCAGGGGCAGCGGCCAGCUGCACCACUCAGCAGAGGACGAAGAGGUAGCGCACGCGAUGCGACAGCGGCGGGACUCGACUUCGGACAGCAGCAGCAGCAGCAGCGAGGACAGCGCUGACGACGACGACGAAGACGAGGACGAAGAAGACGAAGACGACUCCAGCCCCCGCGGUCCGCCCCGGCGCGGCCGGCCGCCUCCGACGGGCGGCCCCCACGGUAGGGGCCCGCCCCCCAGGGGCUGCGGCCGCCGCCGACCCCCGUCAGACUCCGGCACCAACUCCACCACCACAGACACCGACACGGAGACGGUGGAGAGGUACUCCAGGCGCCGCGGCAGGAACAGGGGCUGACCGCCGCCACUGAUGUGUACACACUUGUCAAAUAAA
Molecule: messenger RNA, 1318 nt
Organism: Schistocerca serialis cubense
Lineage: Eukaryota; Metazoa; Arthropoda; Insecta; Orthoptera; Acrididae
Product: proline-rich proteoglycan 2-like
Exons: 8
Coding region: 50-1282 (410 amino acids)
Source: RefSeq, a predicted model, not a curated record